AUGUUGGAUGUUGCCGGCCGCACCAACACUAGAGCAAGAAGGAUCAAUGACACCGGACACACUAAUAAUCCAGACGGUCUGUUUCUCAAAGAGGCUCUGAUAAGCCACACGAGGACUAUGAAGCACCGCGGCGAUUGGCCAGACCAUCAUCUUCUAGCCGAUGAUAUGUCAGCUUCUGGUGAAUUAUCCUCCGACAAGGAAGAUGACUGUGAGGCCGAGGACUCGCCGUAUCCUGAAGUGCGAGCCGUUGCACGAAAUUUCGAUGAGGAGCAUUUGCCAUACAACACUAUAAGGGCUUGGGUAAUCGGCUUGAGCCUUUGUAUUAUUGGAGCCGCUCUCAAUACUCUCUUCUCUUUGCGGUCCCCCAGAAUUGGCCUUGGAUCACUCAUAGUGCUGUUCCUCGGUUGGGUUUUGGGUCGGACUUGGGAGACGUGUAUGCCUGAUAAACGCAUACAGCUCUGGCCUUCAGGUCCUAAAUUGGAUCUUAAUCCUGGGCCAUUCAACGUCAAAGAGCAUUCAGUCAUCAUGAUCAUGGCUAGUGUUGCUCUCUCAGUGGCGAACGCGACGGAUGUGAUCUUAGCACAGCUGGUAUUCUAUAAACAAGAUUUCGGCGUUUUGUACCAGCUUCUCCUCAUCGUCUCGACACAAUGUUUAGGGUAUGGCAUUGCUGGCAUGCUGAGAAAGCUUCUGGUAUACCCUGCAUCAAUGAUCUGGCCAAGCAAUCUUGCUGUUGUCUCAUUGCUCACUACCAUGCACGAGUCAAAUCAGUCCGCCUUAGAUCCCGCCGUCUUCAGUGGAAACAUGCCCAAGCUUCGAUGGUUUUUCAUAGUUGCGAUGUCCAUGUUUGUGUACUAUUUCAUUCCAGGCUUUCUGAUGCAGUGCCUGAGUAUCCCUGCCUUUCUUACUUGGGCUGCCCCUAGUAACGCCGUCGUCAAUCAACUAUUCGGAGGCACUACUGGGAUUUCUCUUAUCCCAAUUACCCUUGACUGGGCUCAGAUUGCGGGCUACGUCGGAUCGCCGCUGAUACCACCUUGGCCGGCUAUCGCUAAUACACUUUUGGGAGUUGUGAUAUUCUAUUUGGGUUUAUCUACGGUUCUGCACUACACAGGGGUAUGGUAUGCCGCCUACUUGCCCAUAAGCGAUUCGCAGCCCUACGACAACACAGGUGCCAGGUACAACGUAACGCGCAUUUUAUCCCCGAUGUUCACGCUUGAUCAACAGGCGUACGAAUCCUACUCACCCGUUUUUAUUAGUACUACUUUUGCCAUCAACUACGGCCUGUCCUUUGCAACCGUUGUCUCGUUGGUCUGCUACACCUGGCUCAACCACAGGCACAGAAUAUGGUCCCUAUAUACUAAAGGCGCGCAUGAAAAACCAGAUAUUCACAUGAAACUCAUGUUCAAAUAUAGAGAAGUGCCACAUUGGUGGUAUCUCAGUAUUUUUGCAAUUAUGUUCUCAUUAGCGCUGACCACAGUUCUAAUAUACCCCAUAAGCCUCCCCCUAUGGGCAUUCUUCCUCGCAAUAGCAAUAUCGACAAUCUUUGCGAUACCAAUUGGCAUAAUUCAAGCCGUCACAAACACACAAAUUGGGCUAAAUGUCUUGACCGAGUUUGUCUUUGGCUAUAUACAACCAGGAAAGCCCAUGGCGUUAAUGAUUUUCAAGAACUUUGGCUAUGUGACCAUGUCGCAAGCGCUAGACUUUGUGGCGGACUUGAAGUUUGGGCAUUAUAUGAAAUUGCCACCACGAGUCACAUUCGUCUGCCAGCUUUCAGCAACGCUCGUGUCCUGCCUAGUUCAAGUUCUAGUGCUGAACAUGACGAUUCAUAAUGUUGAUGGAAUAUGUGACCCCCAGCAGCCGUCACAUUUCACUUGCCCUGGUGGAAGAGUCUUCUUCUCAUCGUCUGUCUUAUGGGGCCUCAUCGGGCCGGCCCGCUUGUUUUCACUAGGUCAAAUCUACUCGGGAUUGCUCCUGUUUUUCGUCUUGGGGUCUAUCCCACCAGCAACACCGUUGAACUAUCUCUCAUGGGGUAUUGUGGGAUUCGUCUUCCAAUAUCUAAUCAAAACAUAUCACUUUCGCUGGUGGAGUCGACUGAACUAUCUGACGUCUUCUGGUCUCGACCUGGGGCUGGCUAUGUCGACGACUGUUAUAUUUGCUCUCAGCUUGGCUGGUGUCCAUGCGCCACAAUGGUGGGGAAAUACUGUAUCGCAAACCACGAUGGAUGCUAGACACACAGCUGUACAAGUCGUGUUGCCUCUGGGAGAGCGAUUUGGUCCGGACAAAUGGUAA
Molecule: messenger RNA, 2286 nt
Organism: Trichoderma breve
Lineage: Eukaryota; Fungi; Ascomycota; Sordariomycetes; Hypocreales; Hypocreaceae
Product: OPT oligopeptide transporter protein domain-containing protein
Exons: 10
Coding region: 1-2286 (761 amino acids)
Biological process (GO): transmembrane transport
Molecular function (GO): oligopeptide transmembrane transporter activity
Source: RefSeq, a predicted model, not a curated record